Messenger RNA from Meloidogyne enterolobii, 555 nucleotides. The record is from the annotation of a GenBank genome assembly. Lineage: Eukaryota; Metazoa; Nematoda; Chromadorea; Rhabditida; Meloidogynidae.
AUGUUUAUUAAUUUUAUUAUUUUAUUAAAUUUAAUUUCUUUCGUAAAAAAUUACUUUAUUCUUGCAAAUGAAACUUAUACUCUUCACCCAAUUGAAAUAAAACCUGACAUCCAUCCACAACAACUUUUUAGUACAAUAAAUAGAAUUGCUAUUUGCAAGCAACCUCUAAAUUAUGGAAAUUGCUCUAGAAAAUUACCUAGGUUUUAUUGGGAUGUGAAAAGUGGACAAUGUCUAAAGUAUUUUUACACUGGUUGUGGAGGAAAUCGAAAUCGUUUUCUUAAUAAACGCAAAUGUCGAAAACGUUGUUCACCUAAACAACAUAAACACCGAAAAACUAAAAUAAUUGCAAAACUUUCUAUUCAAAAUCGUAAAAAUACAAAUAAUAAUUAUGAAGUAUUUAAAAAAUUAUUUGAAUGUAAACCUGGAUAUGCCGGUAGCGGCUUAAACUGUACUAAAGACCAAAGUAUUUAUUUUAAUAAAAAUUUUAUCUUAAAUAUGUGUAAUUAUCUUAAAAUAUGUGUAACUUGUAAACAAAAUAUUUUUCCCGAUCUAUGA